AUGAAAUUCUCAGGUAAAAUUGAGUCAUCUAAGUUAGGUUGUAAUACAUGUGUAGAAGGAAAAUUUGUAAACAGCAGGAGUAGGAUUCCUGAUGCAAGAUCUCAAAAAUCAUUGGAGAAAGCGCAUGUGGAUUUGGCAGGUCCAGUUUCUCCUGUAUCAAGAGAGGGGUUUAAGUACUGCAUAGCUUUUACUGAUGAUUUCUCAGGAGCAGUAUUUGUUUACUUUCUGAAAUGUAAAAGUGACACCUUUGUAGCAACAGAGAAAUUUCUAGCAGACAUCACUCCUCAUGGCAAGGUAAGUUGCAUCCGUUCUGACAAUGGCUCAGAAUUUACAGGUAAGGCGUUUCAAAUACUACUAAGGGAGCGUGGCAUAAAACAUGAAACUUCUGCUCCCUACUCGCCACACCAGAAUGGCACCGCCGAAAGGCACUGGCGCACAUUGUUCGAAAUGGGCAGAUGUCUUCUUCUUCAAUCAGGGUUACCCAAAACUCUCUGGCCCUAUGCAAUUCCAACCGCAGCUCACAUUAGGAAUAGAUGUUUUAAUAAGAGAACAAAGACAACACCCUACUUUAGCCUUACUGGGAAAGUACCUGAUCUUUCUAAAAUGUGGAUCUUUGGAUCUGAAUGUUUUGCUUACGAACAGGAGCAUAAGAAAUUAGACUCAAGAUGCAGCAAGGGGGUAUUUGUGGGAUACGACAAAAAUAGCCCUUCUUACCUAGUGUACUACCCAAAAAAUGGGAAAAUCAUGAAACAUCGACUCAUUAGAUUCAUCAAGAAAUGUAGGUAGAACAGCACACACAAACUGAUGAGUCCAGCAGGGAUUGUGAUGUACAUGAGAAAUCUGAUCAUGAUACUAGAUCAGACUUAGAUAGUAUGAGCCUCCCUGUUUUAAAUGCAAUGCCGCCAAAUACAGUGCCUGAUGAGGAGCCUAGGGAUAGUGAGGGAAGGCAUUGCAACCAUACUGAGAAUGACAGUGAGACAAAACGGUAUCCUCAAAGAGAAAGGAACCCUCCCAGAUACUUAGAAGAGGACACCUCCUCCCUAAGAAUGCCGAUUGUGCCCACAUUAGUGUAG
Messenger RNA from Paramuricea clavata, 1073 nucleotides. The record is from the annotation of a GenBank genome assembly. NCBI's taxonomy places the organism in Eukaryota, Metazoa, Cnidaria, Anthozoa, Malacalcyonacea, Plexauridae.